This is a messenger RNA of Acinonyx jubatus (cheetah), 3430 nucleotides long. RefSeq names its product zinc finger protein 488 (gene ZNF488). The transcript is spliced from 3 exons. NCBI's taxonomy places the organism in Eukaryota, Metazoa, Chordata, Mammalia, Carnivora, Felidae. Bases 597 to 1568 code for a protein of 323 amino acids. The record is from RefSeq and is a predicted model, not a curated record. Gene Ontology annotation, cellular component: nucleus. Gene Ontology annotation, biological process: regulation of DNA-templated transcription.
AGUGUCCUGCCUGUUGACAACCCCAGGCAGGAGUCAUGGGAUCUUUGGAUGGGGGAUAAGAUGAGGCCUCCAUUUGUCUCUUACCCUAAACCUUCAUAGGUGGCCAUUAAAAUCUCCAAGACUCUGCCUUUUUGUAACUCAAAGAAGGCAGCUGAGGUGGUUUAGAUGAGGACAUCCCUGUGGGUGUCCAGGAGGUCGAUGAACUGGAAGACUAGAGUACAGUAAUUAAUGGUCAUUGGUGUGAACACUGAAGUCACCCAUGGACAUGGAAGGAUCUAGAAGGCCUAGAAGGUAUAUUAAUCCAUCUAAUCUUUACAACCACCUGGUGAAGCGGACCCCAGGAUGAUCCUUUUUAGAAAGGGUCCUCUUUUAGAUGAGAAAGUCGUCAGAGAGAGGAUCAGCACCUUGCCUAUGGUUACAAGAUUGGUAAGAGCAGAGAGUCCUGUGGUCCAAGUGUGGCUGGCCCAGCCAACAGGGGAGCUCUCCAAUCUCACGGUUCCUCCCCGGGGCAAGGCCUCCGCAACACCAAAGCCCUGAAGACUGACAGCUGUUGGAGCGUCCGCCUUCUUCAGCUGGCUCACAGCCUGCUGGUCGUCAUGGCUGCUGGGAAGGGUGCUCUGCAGAGGUCUUCGGCUGAAAACACAUGGAGGCUUGGUGAAGCUGACCAGGGCUGGAGCUGCAAGCCAGUGCUGCUGGAAAAAAUGAACAACCUGGGCUCUGAGGCUGCCAUGGGUGGUGGUGGCCGGGAGGAGACCUCUGCUGAGGUGGCACUGUCAGCAACCCCAGGAAAACUCAGACUGGGAAAGCCAAUGGCCCAGAAGGUGUGCUGGGAACAGGGGCAGAGUGCUUUCACAGAGGUGCCUCGACUCAAGAAGAGGCUGGAGGGUGUGCAGGCCAAGGAGAGGGAGCAUGAUAACCCCACAGGCCAGCCUGGUCCCCAGAAGCUGACCCAGGACACCCCCAGGGACCUGGCUGACAGCAAGACCUCUGUGUGGCCCAGUGGAGCCCGAGGGGAGCAGAAAAGCGCCUUCAGCAAACCAGCCAGGUGUCCAGCAGGGAGACCUGGGCCAACCUCCGUCUUCCAGGCACGUGGACCUGCAGAUGCCCUUGGGGAGCUGUUGGGACUCAGCAACACGGUAGACGUCCCUUGUUGGGAUCAGCUUUCGAAUUCUAAGUUUUUGGUGGGUGAUUUCUGGAACCUGCAGACGUUGCCACAAAAUGCUCCUCUCUGCAGUGCUUUCCUGGGGGCCCCCACACUGUGGCUAAAGCAUGCCACAGCCCAGAUGUCCACACCAUCAUCAUCCUCUUCCACUGCCACUUGGGCCCUGCUGCCACCUACAUUCACCUCCCUGGGCCUGUCCACCCAAAACUGGUGUGCAAAAUGCAACCUCUCCUUUCGCCUGACCUCCGACCUGGUCUUCCACAUGCGGUCCCACCACAAAAAGGAACAUGUGGGGCCUGACUUACAUUCUAAGAAGCUGAGAGAAGAGGCCCUCACGUGUCCCAUUUGCCAUGAGUAUUUCCGGGAGCGCCACCAUCUCUCCAGGCACAUGACUUCUCACAGUUAGCGGGUGGCUGUGGAACAGACCUGUGGAUGCAGCUUCUAGCAUUUGGCGGUGGGGCGGAGAUGGCUCCCUGGUGCUUCCUUUGAAAAGGCUCGUCAUCGUUGUCUGCAGGGCUGUCUGCAUUGGAGUUGAUAGAUGAACUUGGUCAUCAUUUGAAAAAGACGGUCCUUGGCUCUGAUGUAUUUUGAUGGAAAUAAAGUCAUGAAAUAAAAUGACACACUUUCCUAACCUAGGGUAUCAAGACUGCUAGGCACGGAGUAGAGGCCCGGCUCCUGUUCCAUAUGGAGGCAAGUUUGACACACAGCCUGGGCUUUGGAGGCAGACAAACCUGGAUGCUAACCUUUCACAUAUUAGCCCUGACCUUGGACACAUUGCUUUCACCAUCUGAGCCCCAGUCUUCUUCUCUGCAAAUGGAGAGGGCGACACCUGUGUCUUAGGGAUGUUGUCAUGGUUACGUGGGAAGGUGUGUGGAAAAUAGCCAGGAUGCCACCUGGCACAGUGUGAUUCCUGAGCGAAUGAUAUUUGUUAUCAUUGUCCAGAUUAGUAAGCUGUUGUUCCAUGGCAGAGUCUCAGCGGCAAGCAACCCAAAGCGUCUAAUUCUCGCUCGAAGGUCUGUGGGUUGGCUGGGUUGGGUUGGGCUUGGCUGGGCUUGGCUCCAGGUUGCAAAUUAUAUUUAGGUUCAUGUUCUGUUACUCUAGGACUAGUGGGCUUCCUAGAUAAUACUUCUCUUAUGGUCAUUCCCAGAGCACAAGAAGGAAAAUCCAAACACACAAGCACACCUCAAGUCUCUGCUUGGGUCACUGCUACUAGCAGCCUCCCAGCCAAAGCGAGUCAGUGACCAAGCCCAAAGCAAGUGGGUGAAAUGUGCCACCUACCUACAGGGAAGCCGUGAUGAGGGAGCGGAUGUAAGGUCCUACUACAGAGGCAUGAAGAGUUGGGACCAGUCAUUCAGCUGACACACUUGGUCCAUGGUUCUUCACAUGCUGAAUAUGUGGAAGGGGGAGAAAGGAGCAACAUCCCCCCCCCCCCCACACCCAUUAUCUCUCAGCAAGCAAGCAAGCAUGGUGCAAAAGCUUGAGACUUAAAACAUGGUGAGAAUUCGGAGCGUUGUGGUUACCAUUAUCUACUGCAUGUUGCGCUUCUCUCGGUGACUGUUCUUUUCAUCUGCAGUUGCCCUUGCAAACCUCAGGUCAUAAACUCUGAUGUAACUUGGGCCAGUUUGUGGGAAGGCCAUUCGUUGGGAGCUCUUUCCAGUUAGGCGUUCUUUUGACUGGUUUCCCCUGCACUUUCGGGAUUUGUUCAUUUGACCGGCAGUGUCCAACCCUCUGGUGGGGCCUCUGGCACUGAGCUCAGGCUGUGGUUGGGAAGGAGCUGGCGUGGGCAUCUCAGACAGUGGCCAGUGACCCGUCCAAACACCCUCCAAGCUCCAUUUCUUCUCUCCCUCUCCAUGCAUACACAGGGUCCUGGUGAGAGCCUGUCCCACCCGGCCCACCCUCCUUCUUGCUCACCCUCUCCCCGCCUCCCACCCACACACCCAGCCAUUCUGCACCCAUCGCCAGCCAUUCAGUCACCCAUUUAUUGGCCUUCCUGGGUACCCUUGCUGUGCCAGGCUCGGUGUCAGGCCCUGGGGGAGGCCCAGUGAAUUCGGCCCAUGGUCCUUGUUCAGGGUGCACAAUGCCUGGUGUGCAGCAUGAUGGAUGCCAAACAAAAGCCCGUGUGGGGUGCCUGGCACACGGGAGCAGGUGCACCUCAGACCUGUGGGAGUAAGUGCAGUGCCCCCUGAGGCCUCCUGAGGAGCAGGGGCAAGAGCAGAUCAUCCAAGUCCAGCAGAUGCUGGAGGUGCAGGUGGAGGGUAGUAGCUGGGG